Molecule: messenger RNA, 6819 nt
Organism: Trichomonas vaginalis G3
Lineage: Eukaryota; Parabasalia; Trichomonadida; Trichomonadidae
Product: ataxia telangiectasia mutated (ATM) -related family
Exons: 1
Coding region: 1-6819 (2272 amino acids)
Biological process (GO): TOR signaling; negative regulation of macroautophagy
Cellular component (GO): TORC2 complex; nucleus; TORC1 complex
Molecular function (GO): protein binding; protein serine/threonine kinase activity
Source: RefSeq, a predicted model, not a curated record
AUGAAUUUGUCGAGCUAUUCUCUCCCUAAUACAUAUGAAGAGAUGAAAAAGCAAUACGACAAAUAUUAUUUUGAAUUCUACCACGAAAUGGUGCGCAUGAGUAAUAUAUCUCUUACCGAAUACAUCGAAAAAUAUUUACAAUUAGUAGAGAGUCUAGCCAAAUCAUCCAAACCAGAAGAUGCAUUUAGAACAGCAAUAGCAAUUAAUUCGCUUCACUCGUUCGGGUACAAUAAUUUUACCGUUUUAUCAAAUUUAUUUGACAGAAUUAUACCUCAAAAGGAAAUUGAACUUGUCAAAUUUACAAGUUGGGUCGCAGGAAAUUUAAUUCAUCAUCCAAAUUUAGAACAAUCUCAUUACGUUUCUCAUUUAAUCAAUCGUUUAAUCGGCUGGCUUCAUUCUCACGGCCGCAGAGAACGCCAUCUUGCUGCAGCAUGGAUGAUCUACGAAUUAUCCGAUAAUGCUGGCAGUAGCGUCGUAAUUUACCUUUCUUCUAUCUUAUCUGCUUCAAAUAUACUACUUGUUCAUCAAUCAACACGUGUUUCAGAUGCAACUAUUGCCGCAUAUUCAGCAUUUACUACAGCAGUACUUCGUUAUCGCAGAUCGGAACUUCUGAACUAUUUAGAAGUAUUAAGCAAGCUCUCAUUAUCAUUACUAACAUUAAAUGAUCCUGCCAAACAAAAUGCCGCUAUCAGAUUACUUACAUGCUUGAUCGUUCAAGUAAAUGAUUACUUUACUCCUUUUAUUCAAAAUUUAUGCGGACAAAUCGAAUAUAUUUACGAAACAUCAACACCUCUUGUACAAUCGAACUGCUUAUGCCUUGAAUCAUCCAUUUCUUACGCAGAUUCUGCACAAUUUAUGGAUUAUUUCGGAGAUAACUACUUCACUCACGUCAAAGAGAUGAUUCUUGAAUUUACUACAGAGCUAACGAACUCAUUAAUCCAACUUUCGAAGUUUGUUCCCGAUUUUGUUUUGGAUAAUAUGGAAUCAAUCAAAGAAAUCGCCAAUUCUUUAGUAAAUCACGAGAUGUAUUCAGAAGCCUUUAGUUUACUUUCAUAUUUCCUUCAAUUUGACCCUGAUUCUUUCGUUCCAUUUGAUUCAUCUUUGGCACACAAGCUUGUACAAGCUCCAUUAUCCAUUAAUUACAGAGAUUUCUUCCUUGUCCUUACAUCCCUCGACGACAUCUUCCCAGAUUACAUUCUAAAUUCCCUAUUUGGAAAACUCCAAAAAGAAUUAACGACAGAAACCCCAUUAUUCAGUCUCCAACUUAUUGCAAACAUGCCAUCAGAGUACUUCCCACCAGAUAACCAGCUUUUAAUGAUGGUUCUUCCAUUUACGACAUCAAGAUCCGUAUCUAUCCGAAAAACCGCUCCGAAAGCCAUUUUUAACAUUCUCCAAUCGAACGAAAGCAUCUCAGCACAAUCGAUUGUCCUCCAGGAACUACAAAGAGCGAUGUCAGACCUCGAUUUAAGUGUCAGAUGCGCAGUUUUAGAGAGUAUCGCCGAAUCCUGUCUCGAAGAACUUGCUACACCCAAAGCAUUGGAGAUGUUGAAGGUUUUCGUGAAUGAUGAUGCUUAUUCCGUUCGAAUUGAAACAAUUAAAAUUCUUGGAAAUUUAAUUGAAAUCAAUCCUAUGACAGUUACGGGAAUAAUUAGGCAAUGCAUCAUCGACUACUUCUACGCACUCAAGAAUAUCACAUCCAUCAGACAAAGAGGAAGAAUCGGUCGUUUAUUACCUCAUAUUUUCAGAGCCGGUCAAAAAUUUAUCAAAGUUUACACGGAUAUAUUUUUGGAAGUAUUUUUUGAUGUCAUGAGUCAAAACAAUGUUGAAGAAGAAAGUCCGUACAUCAAUUUCAUUGAAGAGAAUAAUGAUGUUACAUUAAAAAUAGGAUUGAUUGAAUCUUUGCCAUUAUUUGCUGUAAACGACAAAGAUAAAAUUGAAAACAACAUUGAACAGAUUGUUAAUGACUUAUGUAGUUAUCUACAAUUAUCUAUGCCAAGAGCAUUGAUUCUUGCUGUUCUUCGUUGUUUGUUUGACUUGUUGACACCUCCUGCCGCUUCUGUAGCUGUUAGAUCAACGUGUGCAACAAUUUUUAAUGCUUGUUCUGCAUUGUUGUAUAUAACUGUUUCAAGAAAAACACGUAUAGCAAUAUUGAGAGUUUUCGGUGCAAUAGGUGUUUUGGAUUUGCAUCCAACUAAUCCACCAAUAACAACACCUCUUCCUGAUAACAUCGAUGAAGAUCUCGCAAGAAAAUUCUUCCAGCCAAGUAGAGAUUCUGACACCGAAAUUGAUGAAUCAUAUUUAUUGGAUAAAAGAAAGGAAGAAAUAUAUAUUGGUCAUUACGUUAUGAUGUCAUUAGUUAAUAUAUUAAUGGACAUCUCACAAAAGGAUUAUCACGCAAUUGCAAGUGAAGCAAUUGUCAAAGUAAUACAACCACAAAAAUUGUGGAUGCUUCCUUUGAUUGAUUAUUUCGCAAACCAACUUUUGAAUUUAUUGAAUACUUCUAAGGAUGAUGACACGAAAAGUAGAUAUGUAGAGAUAUUGAUACCUUUCAUUUAUAAGGCGGGAAAUGUCAUUGUUCAUUUUGUUCCUCAGAUAUUUAAUUUUGUAUUGAAUAAUGUUCAAAAGAAAAGAUAUCUUAGUUUGCAGCAAAUCAAGAUUAUUUUAGCUUUGGUUGUUUCAAUUCGUGAUGCUUUUACUCCUAUUUCUCAUUCUUUGUUUUGUUUGUUAAUAGAAAGUAUGGAUAAUUCUAAGACAAGUGAUUUGGAAUCUGCUUUAUUAAUACUCCAAAUCUUUGAACAAUUGAAUCCUUAUACUUUCGACCAAGCGAAUUUAAUUGUUAAUCAAGUUUGCGAUGCAAUUAUUUGUGAUAAAACAAUUCCUGAAGUUGUUGUUGCUUCUUUAAAGGUUUUGUCGAGUUUCGCUCCGACACAUAACUUAAUGCCGUUUAUAGGAAUGAUCUUAAGAUCAAUGAGAACAAGUAUUUUCUCUGAAAAUCAGGCAAUUAAAGCCGCUGGUAUUGAAAUGAUGACGGUUUUUGUCAAAUCUUAUGGCAAACCGUUUUUAUUCAGUGCUUCUCCGAUCAUGACGCAAAUGAUGGCUAAGAAACUGACAUCCGAUGAAUUUAUAAGUGUUGUUACAUCAGUAGAAGUUGGGACAUAUAAUGUAACAACUCCUGUUCCACAAAAACCGAAUGUUGUUCCUUUGGACAAUUCUAAUUCAGGAUUUUCAUUUAAUGAAGAUUUAAUUAUGCAAAAAUUGUCAAAUCCAAGUUUUGGCGAAGAAAGCUAUUUAAGACAAUGGUUGAUUAAUUUAACAAGAUUAAUGAUAUCAACGAAUCCUAAAUUAGUCAUUAGAGAAUGCACAAGUAUUUCUCAAUCUUCUGAAACUUUCACUUUAAGUAUGUUUAACAUUGUGUUUUUGACAGUUUGGGAUGAAUUGUCAAAAGAUGGAAAAGAGAUGAUGGCGAAAACUAUCUUAGCUAUUUUAGAAUCGAAAGAAACAUAUGAACAAGUAGGAAGAAUUCUUUUAACUUUGUUAGUUUUCAUGCAUAAGAUUCAAAAAGAUAUUCCUAUUUCUAAACAAAGUGUUGUUAAUGCGUCAAUGAAAUAUGGUUAUUAUUCAUUUGCCUUGAAACUCCAAGAAGAAUUAUAUAAACCAACAGAUAAAAAAGCUCUUGAAAAGAUAAUAAAUAUAUAUUUGGAGUUGGGACAAAGACCAAAUGCAUUGGCAAUUUACAACAUGUGUAAAACAACUUUGAAAGAUCCUGUAAUUUUAACAAAAUUGCAGUUGUAUGAUCAAUCUGUUGAAUACUUGAAAAACAAGUUUAGAUCUAAAUCAAAAGAUCCUAAUACUUUUAUUUCUUUGAUAGAAAGUUACUGUGGAUUGAAUCAAUGGAAAUCAGUAAUUGAUUUCACAGAUGAAUUCGAGAAACAGCAAAGAUCUAUUAAGACACAAUCAUCUCCUCUUUUGGCAGAAGCAGCUCUUCAUCUUGGAAAAUGGGAUAUGUUGGAGCAAUUCUUGGAAUUCUCUCCUGAAGACAAUUUCCAUUGCAACAUAAUGAUUGCACUCCAUGGAUUACAUACUUAUUUGGGAGAAAGAUCUCCUGAACAAUACCAAAAGAUUUCAAGUUGUAUUGAUCAUGGAUUUUCUUUAAUUGCCUCUAGACCUUUCUCUUUUUGGGCUGAGCAUCAAAAAGUUCAUAAAGAAAUCGUUCUUCAAGCGCAAAAAUUAGUUGAAAUCGAAGAAAUGAUGAAAUACAUGAAUUCAACUGAUAAAAUUGCGUUCGAAAAGAACUGGGCACAAAGAUUAGUUACUGCGCCAAGAAACUUCCACAUUUGGUUCGAAUUAAUUUCAAAUAGAGUUUGUAUAACAAAAACUCGUGAUGAAAACUUGAUUAAAUUCUUUUUACUCAAAAGUCCUGAACAUAAUGCUCAAAUCCACAUGAAUACAUUUAAUAUUUUGUUCCCAGAAUACAAUGAAAGAUCAGCACCUUUCGUUGAUAGAUUGUGCAACAUCAUUGCUAGAUAUAACUGUGGAGAAAAAGAGAAAGCAAUACAAAUGAUCUCAGAAAUGCUUCCACAAACAAAAGAUACAUUAAGAUGCCAAUGUUUGUAUCUUUAUUCAAGUUGGUUGAUAGAAACAAAAGAUUCAUUUGAUUCUUUGUUAACUGCGUACCAAAGCCUCGGAGAAGCAGCGAAACUCACUGGAAACAACAAGAUACAAAGAAGAUUGUCAAGUGAAAACGAACAUUCAUCGAGAAGAAUCUCUAGAGUUACUUCUUCUUUCACAGAAUAUACUUUUACUCAAUCAACAUUUUUGAAUUUGACAUCGAAUGUAAUGAGAGCGGAAGUGCUUCGAAAAUGGGCUUUCGUUGCAGCUGAACUCAUUGAAAAUGGUCAAAACAAUGUCGAUAGUUACGUGACAACAGCAAUUUCUUGUUUAACAGAAUGCGUAAACCAAGACGCUUCUUUCCCUGACGUUGUCCAACUUUUGAACAUUUUCUUUGAUCACGCUGAUCAUCCUGAUGUUUUCUCUAAAACAUCUGAGUCGAUUGAGAAUUUGCCUCCUCAAUUAUUGUUGAAGAGUACAUUGCAAUUGCUUGUACAACUUUCUCAUCCAUCGAGAGAUGUCGCGAAUUUUGUUCAUGACAUCAUUUUCAAGAUGUUGAAACAACAUUACCAUGCAAUUAUUUUUUCGAUCAUUGUCAUGGAAGAAUCAUCAAAUGAAAGGAGAUGCAGAGUUGCCUCCAAUCUUUUCCAAGAAUUCCAAGCAGCAAUGCCUCAAGAAGCAUCAGAAGUCAUCCUAAUAAGAGAUGCUUUGUUGAGAGUCAGUGUUACAUGGUAUGAUUGGUUAAGACAAUUUGUUUUGGACAUAAAAGACGCAAUUUCCGAUGGAAGAUGGAAUGAUAUCGUUGAAUCUAUUGAUGACAUUGUUCAAACAACUAAAACACCAACGUGUUUGCUAGAAGAAGUUGUUAAACAACAAUUCGCAAACGAGUUGAGCCAAGCUGAACAUUUGUUGGAAACAUUUACUCCUUCGAGUCAUUUCCACAUGAAUUCCUUGAUUUCUUGGAGAAAUUCCUUCGAAUCGGCACUUGCAAUUGCAUGCAGAGAUAUCAAAUACAUCGAGUUGCAAUCGAUAUCCCAAGAACUCUGCCAGAUAACUCACUUCAAACUCGCUGUCCCUGGUACUUAUAAACCCGAAAAAGAGAUAAUAAGAAUCCAAUAUUUCAUCGAACAAUUAAUGAUUUACGACACGAAACAACAGCCGAAAUCAUUAGUUAUCAAAGGUGAAGAUGGAUCAAUGUAUCAGUAUCUACUUAAAGGACACGAAGACUUGAGAUUGGAUGAAAGAGUUAUGCAGUUCUUCAGAUUGGUCAAUUCAAUUUUGAAGAAAGAAUGUGUGAUGAAAGAUUUAUUGCUCCACACGAUGUCUGUUAUUCCGAUUUCUUCAACGAAUGGAUUAGUUCAAUGGGUUCCAGGCACAGAUACAUUGAGGAGCGUUAUAGAUCAAUACAGGAAGAUCAGGAAAUUCGAUGAGAAACAAGACGAAUUCAAGAUGCUCGAGCAAACAAUGUAUAUCAGUUACGAUAACAUGAUGCCGAUACAGAAAUUGCAAAUUUUCAACAAUUUCUGUCGAAUCAAUCCUGAUACUGAUAUUGCUUCUUUCUUCUGGCUGAAGGCGACUGACGCUGAGCACUGGCUAAAGAUGAUUGAUACCUUUGCUACAUCGAAUUCCAUCAACGACGCAAUCGGAUACGUCAUUGGUUUGGGAGAUAGACAUCCUGGAAAUAUUUUGAUUGAUAAAAUCACAGGAAAAGUCGUUCACAUCGAUUUCGGUGAUUGCUUCGAGAAAGCAAUGAACAGACCUUAUCUCCCUGAAGUUGUUCCAUUCAGGCUCACCAGAAUGAUGGUGAAAGCAAUGGGAUUGACUGGAUACAACGGAAUCUUCAAAUCUUCAUUCAGUGACAUUUUGGCAAUUUUGAGAGAAAAUUGGAGAGUUCUCAUUUUAGUUCUCGCGAUUUUCGUCCACGAGCCAUUGAUUGAAGUCCCCGAUUCUCCGUCAGUGAGGAGAAGGAAACCAGCCCACAAGGUUAUGGACACAUACAUGGCUGGAGGAAAGAGAAUCGGAAUUCCAAGAAGCGAAUCAAUGACUGACGAAAUCAGAUCAGUUGUCAAGAGUAAAUUGACAGGAACAGACAUGGCGAAGAAGAAGAGACAGCCGCUAACAGUUGAACAACAGACAGAGCUGUUGAUUAACUCAGCAACAAGCGCUUAUAAUCUUUCAAAGAUGUAUAGUGGCUGGGCACCAUUUUGGUAA